This is a messenger RNA of Tripterygium wilfordii, 1651 nucleotides long. RefSeq names its product F-box/FBD/LRR-repeat protein At1g13570. The coding region runs from base 206 to 1477 and encodes 423 amino acids. The transcript is spliced from 4 exons. Lineage: Eukaryota; Viridiplantae; Streptophyta; Magnoliopsida; Celastrales; Celastraceae. The record is from RefSeq and is a predicted model, not a curated record. Gene Ontology annotation, molecular function: protein binding.
CCAAAAACUCCUUUCGUAAACCGAAAUUCCGGAGACGGCGACACCUUCCAUUUCACUGAUCACCGAUUCAUUUAUAGGAGGAAGAAAUCAAGAAAAGAAUAAGAAGAAACCUAAUCAUGGAUUUUUCUCCGAAAUCGUCCUCUGAACUCCGAUUUAUCUAGCAGAUUUUGAUUGGUGAAUUCUUUAAUUUUUGAGGAAUACAAGAAUGGGUGAUGAUUUUGGUCCUGAUUUGAUAAGCGAUCUGCCUCAGAUCAUUAUAGAGAGCAUUCUUUCUCGAUUACCUAUUAGGGAUGCCGUAAGAACGAGCAUUUUGUCUAGUAAGUGGAGGUACAAAUGGGCUUCCAUUACUGAACUUGUGUUUGAUGACAAAUGUGUUGAUUUUGACGAUCGAACUUUGGUCGAGAAGGAUCUCGUAGGCUUUGUAAGAUUCAUUACUAGCACUCUUUUUCUUCACGAAGGACCCAUUCACAAGUUCCAACUGAUUUCUUCAUAUUUGCAAUGCUGCCCGGUUGUUGAUCAAUGGAUACUUUUCCUCUCACGCAAAGAUGUUAAAGAAUUGGUUAUUGAAUUAGGAGAACGUGCUUGGUUUAGAGCACCUUCGUGCCUCUUCAAUUUCAAGAAAUUAACCCAUUUGGAGCUGGUUCGUUGCGAAUUUGAGCCUCCUCCUUUUUUUACGGGAUUCUUGUGUCUGAAAAGUCUAUGCCUUUGCCAGGUUUUGGUUUCUGCUGAGGCCAUGGAGAGUCUUAUUUCUAGUUGUCCUCUUCUUGAGAGUUUGGAACUUUCGUAUUUUGAUGGUUUAGCUCUUAACAUUUGUGCUCCAAAUCUCAAGUACUUGUGUCUGGAAGGUGAAUUCAAGGACAUAUUUCUUCAACAUACACCUCUUUUAAAAUCCUUGUCAGUCGCAAUUUAUAUGUCUGAUGACAUUGCUGAAUACUUUGAGCAAGGUUCAACCAGCAACUUUAUCAAGUUGUUUGGCAGUGUUCUUCGCCUUGAGAAGCUUGUUGGGCGCAUCUAUUUCACAAAGUAUUUGAGUAUAGGUAAUGAUCCUGGAAUACUUCCAGUUAGGCAUGUCAGUUUAAAGAUAAUCGAACUCUAUCAAGUGAGUUUUGAAGACAUGAAAGAGCUACUUCUUGUUCUUCGUUUGAUUACAAAUGCCCCAAAUUUAACAGAACUCCAUAUUUCAGGUUCCUCAAAUACGCUGACUGCAGUAGAAGCUCCUGAUUUGGAUUUUUGGAAGAAAGAAUAUCCUUGGGAUUGCACUUUGAAACGACUUAAAGUUGCAAAGAUGACUGAUAUGUCUGGUUUGCCACAUGAGAUGGAAUUCAUCAAAUUUCUCCUUGCAAAUUCACCAGUGCUCAAGAUGAUGAGCAUUGCACCUUUUGCUUAUGUGAUGGAUGGGACACUGAAUAUGUUGAUUGAGUUGCUAAGGUUUCGUCGGGCGUCUGCUCAAGCAGAAAUGUUAUUCGUCCAAGUGUGAGCUUUGUUUAUUUGAUGUAAAGUUCUCUUUCACUCAACUAUUUUCCCUCAAUCAUUUCGUUGGAUAGAGCUUUAGUUUCCUAUUUGAAUCCAAUUGUUUUAGAUUCUGAUGAAAUGAGAAUAAUAGUUGUAUGAUUGUAUUGGUCAGAAAGAUCGUGUCCAUUGCAUAUGAGUA